UUUUUUUUUUUUUUUUUUGGUGAAGUUUAAUGGGAGAUCUUUAAGCUUGUUGGCAAUCUUGGCAUCACAAAAGUUCUAAGAAUGAAAAUGCAAUACUAUUAUUCAAAGUAAUCGUGGGCACAAAAAAUUGAACUCAAAUAAGGUCAAAUACUCUCGUACCCAGUACUGUAGUAUUCAGAAUCAUUCGAUUAUACUCUCAUAAUUUACGCGAUAUAUUAUUCUUUUUAUUAGCAAAAAAAUUCUUAAUUUUCUACUAAAUCGUAAACCCUAAACCCCUAAUAUUUUUGAUUCGAAUCAGUAGAUCAUUCAAUUAUGGCAUUUCCAGCAACAAUUCGAUUUACCCCAUUAAAAUUCCCAGUUCAAUUUCAACUAAUUUCACCUAAAUCAUCUCAAUCAACUCUUUUCUCAAAAACCCUUAAUUUCAAGCAUUUCAGAGUUAAUGCUUCUACCUCGGUCAGUUCUUCUAAUGUAUCCGUUGCUAAUAAGCCCUCUACUCUAAAAAAGAAUGAUUAUUGGCAAUGGAAGUUCAGUGAUAAAUCAAUCAAUAUAUAUUAUGAGGAACAUGAAAAGGAGGGUUCUCAGCCUAGUAAGAAUAUGCUUAUGAUACCCACAAUUUCUGAUGUUAGUACAAUGGAAGAAUGGAAUUUGGUGGUAUCAGAAAUUUUGGAGCAGGAUGUUGACAAAAAUUUUGAGGUUACUCUUGUUGAUUGGCCUGGUCUCGGGAACUCGGACCGGCCGAAAUUAGAUUAUACUGCGGAUGUCAUGGAGAAGUUCCUGGCUGAUCUGAUUAAUUCUCCUGUCAGUCCUGUGUUUAAACCAGGCAAUGAUUUGGUGGUUGUUGGGGGUGGACAUGCUGCCACUAUGACAGUCCUAGCUGCUAAGAAGGGUUUAGUGAAGCCAGCAGCCAUCAUAGCUGUAGCUCCAACCUGGGCUGGUCCUCUUCCAAUCGUCUUCGGACGUGAUACCAAUAUGGAAUCCAGGUAUGGGCUUCUCAGGGGAACCUUAAGGGCCCCAGCUUUGGGUUGGAUGAUGUAUAAUGUUCUUGUCAGUAACGAAAAUGCAAUUCAAUCCCAGUACAAGUCUCAUGUUUAUGCCGAUCCUGCAAAUGUUACCCCAGAAAUUGUGCAGAGCAGAUAUGCGUUGACAAAGAAGGAAGGAGCUCGAUAUGUACCUGCUGCUUUCUUGACAGGCCUCCUAGAUCCUGUCAAAUCUCGAGAAGAAUUUCUUGAUAUUUUUGCAUCCAUGGAGGGUAACAUUCCUGUUCUAGUAGUCUCAACUUCCGGUGCUCCUAAGAGGUCAAAGGCUGAGAUGGAAGCUCUCCGAGGAGCUAAAGGGGUCACUAAGUUUGUUGAAGUACCCGGUGCUCUUUUGCCUCAAGAAGAGUACCCCAAGGCUGUUGCGGAGGAAAUUCAGAAAUUCUUGCUAGAGAUUUAAAAACCGAAGAUGAUCUGAAACUUUAUUUUAGAGUACGGUCAAGAUUCAAGAAGGGGUAUAUGUAAAAUUAUGUUUAUUUUAUUUUAUUUUAUCCAGUAUUAUAAUCAAUUAAUUAUACACCAUUGUAUGUACUUCGUAUAAGUGUAUACCAGUGUAAGAAUAUACAAGUACAAAGUAAAAGUAGAUCGAAAUGAAAUUAAAUUGUUUUUAAUAAACUAGUAUACUCCGUAUGGGUAUAUGUAUUUUCGGUUCAUCCAUCAUUGGACUAAUUAUAAAAGACUGGCCAUUAUUAGAAA
Chenopodium quinoa (quinoa) is the source of this 1730-nucleotide messenger RNA. RefSeq lists its product as uncharacterized. The record is from RefSeq and is a predicted model, not a curated record. Bases 313 to 1434 code for a protein of 373 amino acids. NCBI's taxonomy places the organism in Eukaryota, Viridiplantae, Streptophyta, Magnoliopsida, Caryophyllales, Amaranthaceae. The transcript is spliced from 4 exons. Gene Ontology annotation, cellular component: chloroplast.